ACCUCGAGUCAAAAACCGCCGCCGGCGUCACGAGGAUGGCUGCUCCUACCGAUGAGGCUGCCGGCUCAGGGACGCCGGGAUCUACCGAUUCGUUCCUCGCCGACUGGAGGGAACGGAUCAUUCUGCCGGCCGUCGCGGCUGGUGUGCUUGGAGCCGCGUUCGGGCUGCUGUCGCGGCACCGGGCGCGCCUUGGCGCCGCCCGCGCCGCUGUCACCUACGCCGCGAACCUCGCCAUCGUUGCUGGAUGCUACGGAGGUGCACGUGAACUUGCAAGAGAUGCUCGAGCCACAACACCUGAUGACCCCAUGAAUUCUGUUGUUGGUGGGCUAGCAAGUGGAGCUGUCCUUGGUCGAAUACAAGGUGGACACUUUGGAGCCGUGAAGUAUGCGGUCACCUUUGCAGCUGCCGGUACCGCAUUAGACUACGCUGCACUGAAGUUGGCCCCUGAAUGGCAUUCGCUGAAAGAACAACUGUCUGAAAAGAAAGACUGGUUUACACUACCCGAGUGGUCACCUAUCCAGGUGUUGGAUGAGGAAGCUUUGGCUAAGAAAAAAGCUCGAGAAGAGAAGUUGUUUGCCCAACGAGCACUAGGUAAACUUGACAAGGAGGAUCCCUAGCUAUACGGCCUUUUGGACGACUGCGCACUAACAGAGAUACGAUGAUUUUUAUCGAGGCGCUUAUCUGCGGGUCUCUGGAAGCAUAGUGUUAGAAAGCAUCGAGAUGUAUUUUUUUUUCUGUACUUUGCGGCGAACCUAGAUGAUUGUACUUCCAAGUUUUGACGGCUAAAAACAUCUCUACAA
This is a messenger RNA of Zea mays, 800 nucleotides long. RefSeq names its product mitochondrial import inner membrane translocase subunit Tim17 family protein. Gene Ontology annotation, cellular component: TIM22 mitochondrial import inner membrane insertion complex. Gene Ontology annotation, molecular function: transmembrane protein transporter activity. Gene Ontology annotation, biological process: protein insertion into mitochondrial inner membrane. The record is from RefSeq and is marked provisional. Lineage: Eukaryota; Viridiplantae; Streptophyta; Magnoliopsida; Poales; Poaceae.